This is a messenger RNA of Xenia sp. Carnegie-2017, 3300 nucleotides long. RefSeq lists its product as uncharacterized. The coding region runs from base 62 to 1543 and encodes 493 amino acids. Gene Ontology annotation, molecular function: cell-cell adhesion mediator activity. The transcript is spliced from 7 exons. Gene Ontology annotation, cellular component: axon; plasma membrane. The record is from RefSeq and is a predicted model, not a curated record. Gene Ontology annotation, biological process: dendrite self-avoidance; axon guidance; homophilic cell-cell adhesion. Lineage: Eukaryota; Metazoa; Cnidaria; Anthozoa; Malacalcyonacea; Xeniidae.
CGAAUAAAUUCAAAUAUCAUAUUACAAUUUAUUGAAUUUAGUAUUUCAAAUUUGAAAAUACAUGGCGACACGAAGUAAAUCAAACGUUAUAACCUUUUUGCUUCUGGCUUUUACAUCGUUAUACUUAAAGAGUGUUUCGACGUGCUCUCCGAAUGUAAAUCAACCAUUUCGCAACAUUACGGAGCUAACAAUACUUGCUCCUGUUGUAGUGGUCGCAACUGUCCUCAACACAUCUGUUGACGGUAAUGUCAAUGGACAGAUCUUCUCACAGUAUUCGGCAUGUUUGAAUGUUACUGAAAUCAUAAAGCAAGAAAAAUCUACCAUCAUCCCGCAAAUAUUUUGUACUGAAAAGUUUGGAGAGGAAUCAAUGUGUCUAUCGCAAGUAACAUCGAACUAUUCGUACGUUUUUUAUCUUGACAGCAACCUCAAAGCAAAAUAUGAAACUCCUUUCUCGGCCGUACGACGAGCAACUGCCUUUGUGAUUUUAUUAGCGAAGAAAGGAUAUUGCAAAGUAGACAACGUUUCUAAGUGUGUGCCCCCAAAUGUCACGGGUAUUCAAAACAAAGAGGUUACGGUCAAUGAAAGCGAACAUUUGGUGUUGUCAUGCCAAGCAUCCGGUACCAACCCCCUUGUCUUUACAUGGUCAUACAAGGGUGAUGGUGGUAACAUGCCACACUCUUCAUACACAGCAAACGAUGGCAGCCUGCACAUUGACCAUGUAACAGCAAGCGCUCGAGGGAGAUACACAUGCGAAGUUCGAAAUGCCGCUGGAAGUGCAAAGUACGAGACAAAUGUUGACAUCAGAAUGAAGCGUUGCGGAGGUGCUGUAAUGGUCAACAAAAAAAUUCAUAUUCUUUCUCCCAAUUUUCCUCAUCAAUAUCCUUCGGACAAAACGUGUGUUUGGAGGCUGUGUCCUGGCUAUUCCUAUCGACUGAAAUUUCAUUUUAAUGUGUUUCGUCUGCAUUAUUUGGAUUCCCUACGAAUUGAUAACGAGUGUGACCACUCAAGAUCUGCGUGGAGAAAAUAUUGUGGGAAUGUUUCCCCUGGUGUAUUUGUUUCAAAAUGUAAAAGCACGUGUGUUCAACUGCGAUUAAUGUCCACAGUAAAAUGGCAUGACGGAGUAUCGUUUCAGGGAAUGAAUUUUACAGUUGAAUCGACAAGGGAGAGGAGAACUAAGAAAUUCGACGUUUUGCAUUACUACUGCAGUAGCGAUCUAGUGAUAAAAGGACGUUACAUUACGCACAAUCAUUUUCCAUUUCACAAUGUCGAAAUGUUUGCCAUCGAGAGUUUCAAACAACCUUAUGGCUUUAAUACCAGUUACGACAUCAUACUCAACGAUGAAGACAUUUACGGUUGCCUUCGAUAUUUCGAUUUUGCAAACGAUCACAUUUACUUCGCUUCUGCUUCCGUGGACAGUACAUUUACACUGAACGUUGCCGUGCCUGACGACGAUUCAAAGGAAUCAGCUUAUGUAAAGUCAUCUUUGGCUAAGUACAAGAAAAAGGAUUCCAUAUGCGUGCCACCGAUUCCACCUGCUCCAUAGGUGAUUUUGUACCCAUGCACAAACAGGUUGUAUAUAAAAAAACCUGAACUACAAGGAAAUCGUCGCUAAAGUCGAAAGUGCGUAAGAUCUGCAAGAACCUUUGAUGGAAAUAGGUAGUUAGACUUACAAAGGUCAAAGGCUCAUCUGGCAUUAAAAGUUUCGCCAAAUAACCAUUUUUAGAGUGAGAAUUGUGUUACCAAACAGCACCUUUGAAAUAGCUUGCGCACGAAAAUAGUGCAGCUAAAAAGCAAUUGGAUCACAUAGAGAUAAAAUAUGGCACAUGUUGUUCUCGCGAACAAAGUUUUUGGAAAUUUGGCAGUUGGGUACGCGAACGCUUAGCAUUCAAAUGGCGAAUUAUUUCGAACUUGUCGUGUUUAAAUGCCAUCUUUUUAUAAUCCUUAUCAAUUAUACAUAAAUUUGAGCUUAAAUUUAUUCAAGCAAAAACGGAAAAUAAUCCGCAAGUUGGAUCCCUAGCGUUCGUGUACGGUUUCGCCAAAUUUCCCGGAAGUUUGUAAGCUUCAACAACAUGUGCCAUAUUUUAACCCCAUGUGCUCCAAUUUCUUUUUAGCUUCGCCAUUUUCGUGCAAAAGUUAUUUCAAAAGUUCUUUCUCGGUAAUACAAUUCCCACUCUAAAAAUGGUAAAUAUUUACAAAAGUUUUACUGUCACAUGAUCCAUUGGAAGUCGAACAACCUAUUCCAUCAAAGGUUUUUGCAAAUCUUGUGCGCUGAUAACUUGAGCGACGUUUUCCUAUCUAUUCAGUUUUUUUAUACACCCAGUAUAAUAUAUUACUCAUAUAGGGGGACUACAACUGCAAGGAAUAAACUCCAACAAUAUAGUUUCGCUAUCUCUAAUAAAUGCAUUGACGUCAUUACAAUGUUUGGGUGGUUACACAGUGGCGUAAGAACGGGGGGGUAUAAGAGGCACGUGCCCCCUACUUUCAAAUUUAAUAUAAAAAAGUGCCCUUUUUUUACAAGAAAAAUUUCUUUUUCAGAUGAAAAAUUUCGCCCAAAAAUAUUGAGCCUCGCCAACUUUCAUUUGCUUCUUACACCACUGGGUUUUGGUGUUUCAUACGUUUUUUGUUCAAUGCCAGGACACACUUCACCAAUAACUAUUCCAGCUACGUCCAUGGCUCAAAAGGGCGAUAUAAUUUUAGCCGUCUCUGGGACAUCUUGAUGUUUCUCUUCGCUAUGUUAACUCGCUCAUAGUAGCUAUUUCGUAGAGCUCUUGGAUGUCCCUCGAACGAUAAAUAUACUGUUCCAUCUCAUUCAUACUGUCUAUGUUUGUCACCCAUAUGUCACCUAUUUGAUUGAUUUAUAUUUGGCAACUUUAAUGUGACAACAAUACUUGACCGUCACAUGACAAUUGUUUGUUCACAUUGUUUUUACAAAAGUGAGUCACAAGUAAUUGUGAACAGCAGCGUUCACAAAACGAAUUCACACAGAAGCACUUCAUUGUAUGAUCCGUGAAAGGAACUCUUGACUGGCUGAUUAACAUGCUAAUUUAACCGAAAUGAGGCAUGUUCCUUGACAGGGUAUCUGCACUUAAAAUCAUUUGAACGUAUAAGAGUAUUCAUUUAUCACAUAAAAGCCAGAAAAUAUAGCUAUUUGUCCCAUACUAAAAUUGAUAAAAAUUGCUCAUAAGCUGUCACAUUAAAAUUGCAACAUAAAAAUUAUUGUAAAAGGACCGUUAAAAUUUCAUGUAAUUCAUAGCAAUGUAAUAAAUUAAAUAAAUUCACGAUCUAGAGCUAUAGCCUAAA